Messenger RNA from Sordaria macrospora k-hell, 306 nucleotides. The record is from RefSeq and is a predicted model, not a curated record. Lineage: Eukaryota; Fungi; Ascomycota; Sordariomycetes; Sordariales; Sordariaceae.
AUGGAACAACAACAACCACAACCGAACACCCUCCUCAACUCCCCACCAGAACUCACACCCACAGAACAAGAUGUUCUAGACGAAUAUGAGCGUUUGGCAGAGAACAUGAAAAAGCCCUCAGUCGCAAUCCUCGACGGACUAAGGGAGCUGGAGCGCAAGACCAGUUUGGUGUUUACCCUGCUGAAGGCGAGCGUUUACAGUAUUGUUUUGCAACAAGAGAUUGAUUGGGGUGGUCCUGCUGCUGGUGGGGGAAAUGGUGAGGGACCUGAAGGUGGAGGCGGAGGAGCUGGUGGGGGACAGUCGUGA